Messenger RNA from Danio rerio (zebrafish), 902 nucleotides. The record is from RefSeq and is a predicted model, not a curated record. Lineage: Eukaryota; Metazoa; Chordata; Actinopteri; Cypriniformes; Danionidae.
AUAUAGUUAAAAUUUAAACACAAAGUCUUCAGCUGGAAUAAGGUCACUCCUACUGAAUGUUCAGCCCAUAUUCUUCAGCUAUUUUAAGUCGGUAGUUGACCAUUCAUCAGCAUAUGUUCUCAUUGUGUUUCAUCAGCGGAUGUGGGAGGAAACCACACGAGUUCGCUCAAAAUCUUUCUCAGCCUUUCAACCAACACAACCUCUUUCAGUUCACUUUGAGGAGAAAUUCAGUCCACUCUACUAAUACAACAUUCAUAAUCCUCAACAUCUACUUGUAUUUGAAGCUAUCAAAACAAAGCUAAGCUAAAAAUAACCUACGUUUCUAAAUGUUUCACAAGAAAGGAACAUGAGAUCCAGCAGUAAUUAGCACUGGACUGAUUUCACCUGUGUUCAUUUCAGAGGCUCAAUGGAGUGCAUGUAGGAGCUCGUGGCCAAUAGGGAAAGCAUGUGCUGUCUGGAGGCCUGCAUGCAGCACACGGCUGGCUGGUGGUUGAAGUGUUGCUGAACAGGAAGUUGCAGAGCAGAUUCGAGAGCUCCAACAGACCAACAUGAGGGGCUCUUAUCAGCUACUCGUCUUGCUUUUCUUAGCAGGCUUAUGUUCACCCGAGAAAGGUGGAGUGCACCGAGUCUUCAGCAGGCCGAUCCCAGGAGCUCUGCAGAAUGUCAGUAAGAAUGACACCGGGGUGAAGAAGGCCGUCCUGACUGGAACUUACUCUUUUAACAAUAAAUCCAACGACGCUUUCCUCUUCAAAGCAUCAGCGGUUGAUUGUGCAAAGAGACAGAUAGUCAAAGGCGUCCGCUAUAUUCUGGAAGUGGAGAUCUCACGGACAGUGUGCAGGAAGAUGGGCCACAAUGAGGAUCUGAUCAACUGUCCCUUCCAGACAGACAGUCUGCUGCGACAG